This is a messenger RNA of Cucurbitaria berberidis CBS 394.84, 948 nucleotides long. Its product is annotated as deoxyribonuclease tatD. The transcript is spliced from 6 exons. The coding region runs from base 1 to 948 and encodes 315 amino acids. The record is from RefSeq and is a predicted model, not a curated record. Gene Ontology annotation, cellular component: cytosol. NCBI's taxonomy places the organism in Eukaryota, Fungi, Ascomycota, Dothideomycetes, Pleosporales, Cucurbitariaceae. Gene Ontology annotation, molecular function: 3'-5'-DNA exonuclease activity.
AUGAAUUCUGAAACCUCAAAAUUAAGAUAUAUUGAUAUCGGCAUCAACUUCACCGACCCUGUAUUCAGAGGAGAAUAUCACGGCACUCAAAGACAUGAAAACGACUUCGAAGAAGUCAUUCAACGCGCCUUAGACUCAGGAUGCAAGAAAUUCAUGAUUACCGGAUCGGACCUCGAAGAAUCGAAACAUGCCAUCGAGAUAGCGAAAGCGCAUCCAGGCUUAUGCUAUGCAACCGUCGGCGUGCACCCUUGCUCAGCAAAACAGUUUGAUACACACCCUGGCGGUCCAACCACCUUACUCUCAGCCCUAAAAUCCCUAGCGUUGGGGGCCAAGGAAGCAGGCCACGUAGUAGCCUUCGGCGAAAUAGGCUUGGAUUACGAUCGCUUGUUCUUAACGCCUAAAGAUCAGCAGCUCAAAUUCUUUGAGGCGCAGCUGGAAAUUGCCGUGGAAGUCCAGUUACCACUGUUUUUACAUUCAAGAGCGGCAAGCGAGGACUUUGAGAGGCUACUAGGUGUAAAGCUUGAACAGCUGCCGAAGAGAGGGCUUGUGCACAGUUUCACAGGGACUGUUGGGGAGAUGCAAAGACUGGUGACGUUAGGGUUUGAUAUUGGGGUAAACGGGUGUAGUAUGAAGACGGACGAGAAUAUCGAAGUCGUCAAGCAGAUUCCACUCGAACAUCUACAGAUCGAGACAGACGGCCCUUGGUGUGAAAUGCGGCCGAGUCAUGCAUCGGCCAAAUUCCUCAAGGAUGCCCCUCCUCUACCCAAGGCUGUGAAGAAGGAGAAGUUCUCUAAGGGACUUAUGGUCAAAGGACGCAAUGAGCCCGCGACGAUACCUCAUGUCGCAUAUGCGAUUGCAAACAUAAAGGACAUCACUGUAGAGGAAGUGUGUGAUGCCGCAUGGAAUAACUCCACGAAGAUGUUUGGACUUGGGGAUCAAGCAGAAUAA